This is a messenger RNA of Ahaetulla prasina, 1428 nucleotides long. Its product is annotated as neuritin-like. Gene Ontology annotation, biological process: nervous system development; neuron projection extension. The record is from RefSeq and is a predicted model, not a curated record. Lineage: Eukaryota; Metazoa; Chordata; Lepidosauria; Squamata; Colubridae. The coding region runs from base 327 to 761 and encodes 144 amino acids. Gene Ontology annotation, cellular component: plasma membrane. The transcript has 3 exons.
CCCCCGCCGUGUCCGUCUCGCGUGGCUGUUCCGCAAAGCACCUGGGCAAGGUCUGCCCUGCCCUGCCCUGAGCGCCAGAGAGCCAGACCCGAGCGAGAGCAGAGGCAGAGCAAACGCGCUCCGAAGGGGAAUCGCGGCACUUUCCCUCCUCCCCACCCGCCGUGUAGAGGUGCCCGCGGAGCUUUGCCAGGGUCCCGCCUUGUCUUUCUCGUCGGGAGGUCGAGAAGCCCCUCGGGUCCUCCCCAGGGAAGAGGAAUGGGAGGGCUGCCGCUGGCGGCGACCCAGUUUACCCGGAGCCCCUAAAACAGGCAGUCACAGCGGCGACAAUGGCACUCCGACCCGGCACGGUGCUGCUACUCAUCACGCUGGGGUACUUGCUCCAGUUACUGACGGCAGAAACUCAGUGUGAAAAUAUUUAUCAAGAUUUCUCUGGCUGCAUCUUAAAAUUAGGAGAGAACAUGGCUAGAUAUGAAGAAGAAGCUGAAGAAGACAAAUUGAACCAGAGUCUGGUGCAAGGAUUGCAGGUUGUUUGUGGAUAUUGGAACGAAUUUCAUAAUUGUGCGAUGGCUACUCUUCGGGUGUGCCAGAAGGAGAUGGUGACUGUCUGGGAAAAGUUGAAAAGGGAAUCUAGAAAAAUCAAAUUUGAAGGCAAUCUUUUUGACCUCUGCAUCUCCAGUAACUACCAGAAUUUACCCUCAUCCCAGGUCCCAACCCUUUUUCUAUUAGGCAUCACUCUGAUGCUCAUUUGGUUCAAUUUAUGAAGGCAACAGCUCUGUGAUUUUGUACAAAUUAAUGAAUGCUUCCCCCCCCCUCUUAAUAUUUGGAAAAUAUUGUUUCUGGCGGUUUUUUCCCCCUGUUUUAGUGAAUUUUCAAUUGUGGUAACAGAAUUUCCUAACGUUUAAUUUUUCCAGUGAGAUCAGUUGUAAAUAUGGCAAGCGUUCCAAUUGAAUUUUGACAAUCAAAAGUUGUGCAUGCCUUAAGGAUCUCAAAAUUAAAUGACUAAAAUACAGCUUGCAUAGGAAACUAUGGCACGAGUGGAAUGGUGUCACCAGAUUUUGUAUCGUGACCUGCUAAUUAGGGUUUGCUUUGGUAAACCUCUCAUUCCAACCGUUGUACUGAUUUCUACAUUUAAAGAACUUUUUAGCAACUUUCUUUUUGUAUAUAGAUGUAACUUCUGUAAUUAAUAGAUUUGCAGUUUUAAGAAAGAAAAUGUUGGGGAACUCAAGAGGGUCACAUGCAGAGGUGGGUUUCAGCAGGUUCUGACCAGUUCUGGAGAACCGGAAAUUGGAGUAGUUCAGAGAACUGGUAGUAAAAAUUCUGACUGGCCCGACCCCCAUCUAUUUUCUGCCUCCCAAAGUCCCCACUGAUCAGGAGAAAAAGGAGAUUUUACAGUAUCUUUCCUCUGCCACAGCCACCAAGCCACAGCCA